Archocentrus centrarchus (flier cichlid) is the source of this 543-nucleotide messenger RNA. Its product is annotated as perlwapin-like. The record is from RefSeq and is a predicted model, not a curated record. Gene Ontology annotation, biological process: antibacterial humoral response; innate immune response. Gene Ontology annotation, cellular component: extracellular region. Gene Ontology annotation, molecular function: serine-type endopeptidase inhibitor activity. Bases 1 to 456 code for a protein of 151 amino acids. NCBI's taxonomy places the organism in Eukaryota, Metazoa, Chordata, Actinopteri, Cichliformes, Cichlidae. The transcript is spliced from 5 exons.
AUGUUUAAUUUCUUCUUAAAAGGGUCAAAGCCAGGAGUGUGUCCUGACAGGAGUGGUGUAAUUGGACUUUGUGAUAAAUUUUGCUUUAAUGACAAUGACUGCCCCAAUAAUGAGAAGUGCUGCCCCAGUGGAUGUGGAAAUGAGUGCGUGGCUCCAGUCAUAGAAAAGCCAGGAGUGUGUCCUUUCAGGCCCUGGGAAUACAUUCGGUGUGUUAAACUUUGCUCUAAUGACAGUGACUGCCCCAAUAACCAGAAGUGCUGCUCCACUGGAUGUGGACAAGAGUGCAUGGUACCGAACAUCGUAAAACCAGGAGUGUGUCCUCACAAACCCUUUGACUCCAGACGGUGUUUUGCACAUUGCUCUAAUGAUGGUGACUGCCCUGAUAAUGAGAAGUGCUGUUUCAGUGGAUGUGGACGUACGUGUAUUGAGCCCGACAUAGACUGGUUAUUGUCCUAGGACUGAAACCACCUCCGCGUGUGCUCAGCAGUGCUUUCAUGAUGGUCAAUACUGCAGGACAACCUGUGAUCAUGCCUGCUGUUGACC